AUGGUGCUAAACGACCAAAUUGCGGUGGACCCCGUUCUCUACGAUCUGGGGAACGAGUAUAGCGUCAACGACUGGCAAUCAGAGACCACAUCGAUCGCGUCCGCGGUGUAUCGGGGCUUCAUGGAGAAUGGCCGAAGGUUCGAGUGUGAAAUAGCUGGGGCUCAAUUGAAUAUUGUCAAUAACAAGUCCACCAGAUAUGAAAAUCUCAAGCAAUUUACAUAUGCUGUCGCCGUCGACGACAAGCAAUUCGAGGCAUACGAAUGCAUUCAUAUCGUGGCUCUUCUAUCAGAAAUAAGAUCGGAUAAUCCGUAUUUCAUCUCCCCGAUCGGAGAUUCCCCCAAGCACAUUCUAGAUCUUGGAACCGGCAAGGGUACAUGGGCUAUUGAAGUUGCCGAUCGAUUCCCCAACACCACCGUCCGUGGAGUGGAUCUAUUUCCACCCCCAGUGAACUGGAUGCCACCAAAUUGCGUCCUGGAGGUAGACGAUGUGUUGCAGGAAUGGACCUGGCGCGACCCGUUUGACCUCGUCCACAUGCGCAUCUUAGAUUCCGCUUUCACCCCUGAAGAAUCGGAUCGCGUGUAUAAGCAAUGUUAUGAAAAUAUUCGACCGGGCGGCUGGAUCGAGCAUCUCGGUCCCAGCAUGUACGUGGAAUGUGACGACGGCAGUGUGCCGACAGACAGCAUUUUGUUUGGAUUUGGCGACUUAAUAAGUCGCGCCGCCGAGAAAAUGGGCCGGCCCAUCAAUAUUUGUCAGACUUUUCGAGGGGCCAUUGAGAAGGCUGGUUUCGUGGAUAUCCAGGAGAAAGUCUACAAGUGGCCGAUCGGGCCAUGGCCGAGAGAUAAGUUGUUGAAAGAGAUCGGGGCUCUAAAUUUUCAUCAUUGGUCAAACGGUUUGGAAGGCUAUAUCAUGUUCGUGCUGACCAGGUUCGGGGAGCCGGUGCCCUGGUUGAAGGAUGAGGUCCUUGUCUAUGCAGCCAAAAUCCGUUCAGAGUUGGCCAAUCCACGACACCACGCUUAUCACAGAGCGACGAGGAUAUGGGCCAGAAAACCGUUCACUUCGGAACAAAAUAGCGUCGAGAUCAAGUCAGAGCAAGACUAG
Molecule: messenger RNA, 1098 nt
Organism: Penicillium maclennaniae
Lineage: Eukaryota; Fungi; Ascomycota; Eurotiomycetes; Eurotiales; Aspergillaceae
Exons: 10
Coding region: 1-1098 (365 amino acids)
Molecular function (GO): methyltransferase activity
Source: RefSeq, a predicted model, not a curated record